AUGACAUCCAACGUUUCCAUCUGGGACGACAAAAUUCACGUUAUCUACGUCGUCGAACUCGUCUUCUACAGCGGCCUCUUAUGCGGUGCGGUAGCCGCACUACUGCGCAGAAGAGAAAGCCUGAAAGGCUUUUUCCUGUCAAUCAUUUCGGCGCUCAAGAUUGCCGGCCUAGCCAUCAGCUUAAACAGCGCUGUUAAAACAGUCAAUGCCACCAACGAUAACGGUGCCACGGAAAUGCCCUCCACGGGCUUGGUUAUUGCUGGAAGCAUUUUAAUUUCGCUAGCCACCACCCCGCUCUUAUUUCUGACCCAAUCUUUUGCUUUCCCUAAGAUUACCAACAGAUUGGUCUCACGUUUGGUCCGGCUCGCAGUGAUUGCGCCCGCGGCGCUCAGCAUUGCUGGCUACAAUCUUUUGUCAGAAGGCAAUUCCAAUUCAAGCAGUGGCAUUUCCUUAGUUAAGGCAUCUUCGAUCUUAUAUUUGGUGAUUUACGUGAACAUGGUAAGCUACGGGCUUGUGACUUUUUGUAAAAGAAAUGGCGAAGCAGACCAGCUUCGUACUUUAAGCAUGUACACGGUACUUUUGGCCAUGCCAUUUUUCCUCGUCAGAUUUGUCUACACAAUCGUUGCAUCGUUUGAUCUGACCUCUGACAUUUCGGCUUUCCACAAGUUCGACAUCUUCAAUGGCGAUUGGAGAAUCUACCUCGCGAUGUUUGUUGUGAUGGAAUUCAUUGUGGAGCUCGUUUACGUCAUUGGGCUGCACUUAUUGAUCAACCGUGAGGUCUUCGCUAGCCAGUUUGAAAACCAAACCAGUUCAGAUGGGACAAAAAGCAACCCCGACAAUAACUAUUAG
This is a messenger RNA of Lachancea nothofagi CBS 11611, 849 nucleotides long. Lineage: Eukaryota; Fungi; Ascomycota; Saccharomycetes; Saccharomycetales; Saccharomycetaceae. The record is from the annotation of a GenBank genome assembly.